CGGCGUUAUGGCUUGAGGCUUGCAGCGAAGCAUCUUGGCUUGGACUUGGUUUUGGUUUGGUCGUCGUCUUCAGGCUACGGACGCCAAUUUGAUGAAACUUGUGGCAAUACACCACUAGUGAGCAUCUGGCGUGUGGAGGCUUAGCGUUUGGACGAGACGGCGACUACAGUUUCAUCAAAGGCUCUGGCUCCUGCUCGGAGCUGUCUACUCCUGCGGCCUGCUCGGAGCUGUCUACUCCUGCGGCCUGCUCGGAGCUGUCUACCCCUGCGGCCUGCUCGGAGCUGUCUACCCCUGCGGCCUGCUCGGAGCUGUCUACUUCUGCGGCCUGCUUGGAGCUGUGUAGACUUCUGCAGCUGGCUUGGAGCUGUGUGGACUCCUGCAGCCUGCUUGGAGCUGUGUAGACUCCUGCAACCUGCUCGGAGCUGUUGACUCCUGCAGCCUGCUCUGGGCUGUGGACUGCGGCCUGCUCGGAGCUGUGGACUCCUGCAGCCUGUUCGGAGCUGUGGACCCCUGCAGCCUGCUCGGGGCUGUGGACUCCUGCAGCCUGCUCGGAGCUGUGGACUCCUGCAGCCAGCUUGGAGCUGCCGACUGGAGCUGUUGACCACUGCAGCCUGCUUGGAGCAGCAUCAGAACUCUUGGGAGUUCUCAUCGGACUUGGACUAGUUCUAUUAGUCACAAGGUGAGGGGACAGUAAGAGGAAUUGGGUUGGAGUGUGUUUGCAGUGUAUUUUUAUAGAAAAUCAUAAAACCAAAUAGAAAAUCCAGUGUCAUUACUCAUUGUAUGUUAAUGUGUAUGUAUUAUUGGUAGGAAGUGUACAAUGCGUGUACUGUGUGGGUGCCUCGCGUGAAAUGUAGAUCGGAGUUGUAUAAUAAGGAGUAUUGCACUAAACCCGUCAUUCGCAGCUUUCCCUAUUUUGAAUUCACUGAUUUGUGCUGACUUAGAUGGUAACAUAGAGAGUAAGGCAACAUGUAUACUAGGGAGGAACUGGGAAAAUUGAAGGUUGAGGAUUUGCAGAGGGAAUUAGCUGGGAAGGGUCUGGAUACUACUGGGAAAAAGGCUGAACUGAUAGAUAGGUUGUGGGAUUUCAUCCAGCGAGAAAGUAAGUCUGCGGAAGAUCAUGAGUCUGCUGAGAUGGACAUUGUGGAGCCAAAGGUAUCUCACAGUAGCACAGGGGUGUCUCACUCAGUGGCAGCUGAUAGCGCACAGACGUUGUUGGCACGGUUGACCAUUUUAAAGGAGCGGGAAGCUCUAGCUGAGCAGGAGGUGGCCAGUAGGGCUAGGAUGGAGCAAGAGAAGGUAAGGAUUGCAGCUAGGAGAGAACAGUUGGACUUGGAGGAACAGUUGGUGAGCAUUGGUAGACCACUUACUGAUGCAGAGAGGCGAGCUCAUGUUAUUCAGGUACAUGAGCGUCCAUCCGAGUCUGAUAACGUGACCAAGGCACUAUCCCUGCACAUACAGCGGUCCUUGCUGCCGCAGUCAGUUUUGGAGCCGUUUUCUGGUAACGUCCAGGAUUAUCGUUUGUUCGUCAGGUCUUUUGAUACGCGGGUAGUCAACAAGACUACUGACCAGUGUGAGCUAAUGGCUUAUUUAGACCAGUACACGCGAGGACGUCCAAACCGGAUAGUAAGAAACUUCCUUCAUCUCGGAGAGGAUGGCUAUCAGCAGGCCCGACGUGCCCUUGAGCGGGAGUACGGUAACCCACAUACUCUCAUUGAUUCGUAUAUUGGGAAGUUACGGUCAUGGCCCAGGGUCCACCCUGGGGACGUCCAGGGCCUUGAUGGAUUGGUUCUCUUUUUGGUGGAAGUACAAAACGCGAUGACUGACGUCCGCAUGGGGGAGCUAGAGCACCCGCGGACUUUGCGUGAGGUGGUGCAGAAACUUCCCAACUUCCUCAGAGACAGAUGGCUCCGAGAGGCGGAUAUGCUGAUGGGUCGAGAGCAGGGUGGUGGCUUCGUGGGCUUCAGGGAUUUGGUUAGUUUCCUUGAGAGGGAGCUCAGGAUCCUGAAGAACCCAGUGUUCGGUGUCGGUGCCAGUGGUGAUCUGGGGGGUUCUGCCUCCAGAUCAAGUGACGUGCGUGAUAGACGAGCUGGCAAUCACAGGGUGAAUGCGUUGAACGUCAGUGGUGGAAGCCCUGGACGAGGCGGCAGGCCUUCUCCAGGCGGGGGUCGUGCGACGCCGGCUUCGAAGGCUGCUGAUAGUCGGCUUGGUGUAGGCGGUGCUGAACUACGCCCAGAGGCAUGCAUGUUCUGUGGGAAGCCUCACCGUACAGACGCAUGCGAGCAGCUACGCUGGAAACCUCUUGAGGAGAGGAAGGCCUUUCUUUUCCAGAAGCAGCUCUGCUUCGGUUGUCUGCAACCAGGACACCUGGCCAGGUCCUGUCAGUGCCGCUUGACCUGUGGCAUCUGUGGGCGCCGGCAUGCAACUCUGUUGCACAGGAGUCCUGAUCCGCAGAACUUAUCCAGUCCUGAGGUCUCGCCAACUGCACCAAAAAUUGUCAGUGCUGGUGUUGGAGUGAGUGAUGCCAGAGGCGGCUACACCAUGAUGCCUGUGGUGCCGGUGAGGCUGAUUGAUAAAGCUGGGAAGGAGGUGUUCACGAGCGCCUUCCUAGAUCAGGGCAGUUCGGGGUGUUUUGUAACUUCACGUCUGGCGAGUCAGUUGAGUUUAGAGAAGGACGAGGUGACCAUCACCAUCGACACGGUGACGAGCGAGGGCCGGGAGGUUAAGUCGGCGGUGGUGGACGGAGCUAAAGUUGGUCCCACUUCCUCUGACGAGACGUUUCCUCUGCCACCGUUAUUCACUCUCGACCAGAUCCCUGUCUCGAGGCAGGAUGGGUGUCACUCGGAGGAUUUGGAGAGAUGGCCACAUCUGGUCGGUAUACCGAUGCGUGACUUGGACGCUCCGGUAGAGCUAAUGAUUGGCUCAAAUGCCGCACAACUUUUGGUGGCUCAGGAGGUACGGCAUCCUGAGGAAGGGAGCGGACCUUGCGGGGUGAAAACCUGUCUUGGUUGGUACGUGAUCGGUCCUCGGUGCCCAGGAGUUGAAGGUGAGUGUGACUCGCGAGCACUGAGCAGUGGUGCAUUUUCUCCGUGUGACAGAACCCCGAGCGAGUAA
Molecule: messenger RNA, 3111 nt
Organism: Amphibalanus amphitrite
Lineage: Eukaryota; Metazoa; Arthropoda; Thecostraca; Balanomorpha; Balanidae
Exons: 2
Coding region: 967-3111 (714 amino acids)
Molecular function (GO): nucleic acid binding; zinc ion binding
Source: RefSeq, a predicted model, not a curated record